UUUCAUUUUACCAGUUCUCUAAUGGCGACCACCAAUGACGGGUCGCCUGCUGGAAUCUGACGUUCAGUUAUUAUUUAGGAUAUUAUUAGAUACUGUGUUUACGUAAACAUGACGGGAAUUUUACCGAGUUACCAACGAUUCGUUAACGGGGUGCCCGUGCCGUCCAUAUCCAGACGCUCGUUUCGUCUUCGCGAAAAAUAUUUGAUUAUUUCUGUUCUCUUGACAUUUGGGAUCGUGUGGCUAGGUGCACUUUUCUAUUUGCCCGAGUUCAAAAGUUCCACGAGUGUGAACGACAGUGUUUAUAAUGUGUACAAACGUAUACAAAAAGCUGGGCCAGAGCUCCUCAUGCCUCCGCCUCUCGCUCAGAACGAAGUCGGUGACUUCCCCGUGGUGGGAAUCGCACGUCAUGGGGAGGAGGGUGACGACCCUCACGUAGUUGAAGACAGGAAUCGUUUAAAAGCGAAGAUAGACGAGGACAUGGGUAUGAAAGUUUUAGAAAGGCCUCAGUUUGACGUCGCACCAUCUGGCUCGUCUUCCCGAGGGCCCAGCAAACCUCCAGUGGACGCCAUCGAGGAGCCAGCACUGGGUAACAAUGCUGCUAACAAGAAUGUGUCCCCACCGGCCCUGAAGGUGGAUAGUGCAGUCCAGAAGUAUGUUAUACCAGCCAUGGAUCCAGGCACAGAUAUAGACGUCCGGCGUAAAAGGGAUACUGUUAAAGAGAUGAUGCGUCACGCGUGGAACAACUACAAGCUGUACGCGUGGGGCAAGAACGAGCUGAAGCCGAUGUCCAAGCGCGCGCACCUCACCAGCGUGUUCGGCGGCGGGGACCUGGGCGCCACCAUCGUCGACGGCAUGGACACGCUCUACCUGAUGGGCAUGAAGGACGAGUUCCGGGAAGGAAGGGACUGGAUAGCGGAACACUUCCAUAUCAAUGAGAUUGACUCUGAUCUAUCGGUGUUCGAGACAACGAUCCGCUUCGUGGGGGGCCUGCUGUCGUGCUACGCGCUGACGGGGGACACGCUGUUCCGCGACAAGGCGGCCGAGGUGGCCGACGCGUUGCUGCCUGCCUUCGAGACCCCCACCGGCAUUCCGUACGCACUCAUCAACCCAUCCAAUAAGAUAAAUCGGCAAUACCACUGGGCUGGGGCGAACAGUAUUCUAUCAGAAGUGGGCACGCUUCACAUGGAGUUCACCUACCUGAGCGAAGUGACCGGAAACGAAAUUUACAAAGAGAAGGUGGAUCGUAUCCGCGAUGUGCUGCACAAUAUACAGAAGCCGGACGGACUGUAUCCUAACUACAUCAAUCCGCGGACUGGAAUGUGGGGCCAAAGACAUACAUCACUGGGUGCAUUAGGAGAUUCCUUUUACGAGUAUCUGCUAAAAGCCUGGCUCGUGACCAACAACGAGGAUGAACAAGCUAGAGCAAUGUUCGACGAGGCCAUGCAACCGGCUCUCGAGAAAAUGCUUCGAACAUCACCUACGGGGCUGUCGUACCUCGCUGAGGUUAAAUACGGGCGCGUGUAUGAAGAGAAAAUGGACCAUUUAUCUUGUUUCGCAGGUGGAAUGUUCGCCCUGGCGUCAACCACUCUACAGAAUACGCUGAGCGAGCGAUACAUGGACGUGGCGAAAAAGCUGACCCACACCUGCCACGAGGCUUACGACCGCGCCGACACCAAACUGAGUCCUGAAGCCUUCAGGUUUUCCGGUGCGGCGGAAGCGCGUGCGAUGAAGAGCAACGAGAAGAUGUACCUGCUGCGACCAGAGACGUUCGAGAGCUACUUCAUUCUGUGGCGCCUCACCAAGGACCAGAAGUACCGCGACUGGGGCUGGCAAGCUGUCCAGGCACUAGAAAAGCACUGUCGGGUGGAGGGUGGGUACACGGGGCUGGUCAACGUGUACCACUCCACGCCGGUGGGCGACGACGUGCAGCAGAGCUUCUUCCUCGCUGAGACGCUCAAGUACUUAUACCUCCUGUUCUCGGACGACGACCUCCUGCCGCUAGACGAGUGGGUGUUCAACACUGAGGCACAUCCCUUCCCCAUCAAAGACAAGAACCCGCUGUACCGCGCCGCCGCCAAACCAGCAGUCGUCGUGCACGAAGACAACCGACUCUAAGACCCGACACACACGUACCGUCAUAUGUGGCAACAUUGCCGUUUUUGGGAGCUUACACUGUUCCUUGAAUUUUUCCAAAAAAAAAUGUAUCUACGACUGUUACAUUUUUGGUAACUGGGCGACUGAUUCUCUUAGUGUGGUUUUCUUUUUAUAUAAAAUAACACUCAUUUAGGACUAACAGUCGUGAACGACAUGUCUCGACAAGCGAAAAAGACAUUGUCGACCAAUAGCUCAGCAUAGCAUCUGUUGGACUAUUGUCGUACACAAACAGUGAAAUUCAUAAACUUUGCGGGGGAGCCCCCAAGGGACCGUUCACCCGCUGAGUGUCAAAUAUAAACUCUAUGCGUUUAUGCCCCUUAGCGGGUGAAAGAACCCCUGGAGCUGCCCCUGCAACAUCUAUGAAUUGCAUUGUAAGACAGUAUUUCGACUUUUGUAUUUUCUCGGAGGGGAACAUGAGUAUUGGUCAUAUUUAAAAGAUGUGGUAAUUGCGGCCAUGUUUAAAAGAUGUUCGUUUUAAAAAAAUCGUGGUAGAGUGGAAUAUCGUUGUCUCUUUCGUCUCAACGCAACGAAAAAGGUAGUGCUAUUUUAGAUUGCGCCGCUAUUUGUCGACAUUUGUCUUUAUCUCGCUGAGAUGUGUUGUGGUGCGCAUUGAGGUACAUAUUACAAUAUUAUGUUAUACCAUAUUAGGCAAACCUUAUUUAUUAUACGAGUAACGUGGUACCUUUAAGAUUUACAAGAUAGCGCCGCGUCGGGAUAUUUCACAAAUAACCCCUACAUGGAAAAAAAAAUGUUUGUUUGAUGCAGAUCAUUCUCAGAUCACGAAACCAAAUACAAUAAUUUCUCGUUUAAACGAUCCUUUAACAUUAUUUAUUAAUAAACUUGCUACAAAAACAAGUAUAUUUAAUAAAUAUGUGACUAUAUCCGAUUAAUUAGUAAAUUACUUCGAAACGACACCAUCUUUAAAGAGAUUUGUUUUAAUGAGAAAAUAAUAUAUAAUAUAUCUAUAUAAUAUAAUGACGUAUCUGGUGUAAUAUGAAUAAAUUCUACUAUAUUUAUAAAGGAAUGCCCAUCACCGGUCCUAGCCCACCCUAACCACCCGGUAAUUUACUUAUCAAAAAAAUCUUGAUAUUUCUACUUUAACAAUGAAAUCAUCAUUUUAUCAAAAAGAGUUUGCUUCGUUUAACUACAUUUUGAAUUCAUCUUUAACUGCUUCGCUCUGCAUAGAAUCCAUGUAUUAGUGUUCAAAAAGAAGUUUAAGCAUGUUUUUUGUAAUGAAAACACCUUCAUACGUAUUUUAACGGGUAAAAAUCACUAGUUGAAACUGAAACACGUUACCUACACUAGCUAAACUAGAUGUUUUUUAAAAAAAAAUUUAGUAGUGGGUUUUAUUUGAUAAACGCAUUGACCUCUUAUAAUAAAAGGAUGCACAAUCAUGUAGAAAAAAUCUCUUAAAAACUGGCCAAUUUAGCUUUGACAGUUUUAGAAUUAUUGGUAAAGAAAAUUAUACCUAAAAGCCUUUAAAUAUAGUCCAAUAUUUAAUAAAAUCCGAAAUUCAGAGUAAAUUCAACCUUAAGGAUUGAGUUUAAGGUUGAAUUUGCAAAUGCGACUACUUGAAUUGAGUGCCAAGAACGUUUUUUGGUCGCUGAUUGUGCAUCCACUUUUUAAAUAAGAGAUCGAUGGAUGACCGAUAUAAAACUGAAGCCUCCCGAUCUCCGAGCGAGUCCAGCUCUAAUUUUAUAAUGGUCUAAUGUUAGUCAGUCAUCCACUCCGUCCGUCGGCGGUGACACUAAAUAGUAUUUUUUCGUUUUUAUAUCAUAAAUCAAAUUCAAGGUCUCUUAUCUUAAAUAUCGCCGCAAACAUUUACAUACUUGUUUUAAAUAUUUCACCAAAAUCUAUACACUGUAGAAUCGUUCUAUUUUCUAGUGCUGCCAACUUUUACCAAAAGACUAUUAAGAUUUGACCCAAAAAUGGCAAUUGUGUAAAAAAAAAUACUAAUCACAUUUUUGCAUAGUGGCAAAGUGAUUGUUGAAAGUUGCCACAUCUGGCGGUACACGUAGCACGAGUAUAUGAAGUUUGCGAGAACUGCAAAUGGUUCCGUAUAUAUUAAUCAUCUUUGAUAUCGGAAACUUAAAAGUCGUGCUAGACUUAAAAUGUGUUAGAAUAGAUUCAUAAAGUUACGAUCGUUUUUCCUCAUCUUAGAUCACACUAGGGACUUUACAUUCAAGGGCAUUCAAUCCUAUAGUAAGACUUAUUUCAAGCCCUGGCUCGUCAUAGACGCAAACUGUAUAUGUUAUGCUUGUAUAACAAUUAACCGAGUGUCACUUACUAUGCACAGUCCAUUGCCGGUUUAGUGUAAAUAAAAAAAGUAAAAACAUUAAUACUUGUUCGGCCAUGACUGACCUAUAAACACUACCGGAUAUUUGAAAACAAUAACUUCAUUUCUUUCUAUGCGCUAUUUACUGACUUUUAAAUUAAAAUGUUUAUAUGUAUUUUUCUUACUAAAUCAUAAUUAUCACUAAUGUGAUCUAAGGCCAGAAACACAUGUUUAUAACGCACUAACAAACGCCACGUGAAAUAAUUGUCCGAUUUGACUGAACAAGCGUCGCGUGACGUGGCUAGCGUAUGUGCACGCAUCGCGUGACGAGGCUAGCGUAUGUCCACGCAUCGCGGGACGUCGCUAGCGUAUGAACGCGCGUCGCGGGUCGUGACAGCUAGCGUACUAGUACUUGUCGCGGUUCGUGGCUAGCGUAUGAACGCGCGUCGUGGGUGGUGGCUAAUGUGUGAACCCGCGUCGCGUGUCGUUAUAGCUAGCAUAUGAGCACAUGUCACGUGUCGUGGCUAGGGUAUGAACGCUCGUCGCGUGUCGCUACUAGCGUAUGAAUGCGUCAAGUUGUGACGCAGUGGCCAGUGCCUAGUCCAUACAAAUUGAUGUUGAAUAUAAUAUACGUAGUAUAAUAUAGUUCUACUGUAAGUCUUUUUAUUUGACGUAUUUAUUAUUAUACAUACUAUGUAAUUAUUCUGUUGUAUACAAAAUUCUUAGCUAAAAAGUAAUCUAUCCCUUUCUAUAAAGUAAGUUGUGACAGAGACGCCAGUUUCCGUAUUACAUUUCAUUUCCGACACAAUAGGUUUUAGUAUAGUGUUUCUUUAUAUUUUCGGAAGACAAUUUGGCUUUGAAUGUAUAGGGAAGUGUAAAAACAAGCGUUUGUCAAGACUAAAACUGUUGGAGUAUCAAUAAUACAAAAACAUUAUUAUCGCCUACCCUAAGCAACACUUUUUAGAUAAACGGGUUUUGAUGUCACACGUCUCUUUCUGUAUCACUCUAAAUUAUUUAACAAUGCGUUAGUGCUUUUAGGUUAAAAACGCAUAUUGUAUGUAUCAACUUACAUACUACAUAUAAAGGCAAACAGUCUUCCGGGAUUAUAAGAACUACCUUAAAUCUGUGUAAAAAGAACUUUUUUUUUACACAGAUUUUAAUAAAUUUUAAACGUUUUUAAAACUCUUAAAUCAAACUUCUCUGUUUUUCUUAUUUAGACGUAUGCGAUUACGUUUGUUGAUAUAUUUUAAAUUAUAUUAAUUAAAUUUACGAUAACUAGACAAAAAAGGAGCUUGCAGUGGAAGGCAUAUCUCAAUAAAAAGUAAAUAGAUAAAAGUUAGAUACAUUUGUUGUUGUAGGCCAAAUGUAGCUGUAAAUUAUAAACAUCGUUUGAUGUAAUUAAAUUAAUUAAGUAAUUUUGUAAAGGACUCGUUUUAGUAUAUCGUAUUUAAAAAAAUUGCCUGUAUUUAUUUUUUUCUAUAACUUUGUUAGCGUUUCUUUACCAUUCAUCCGAUUCUAAUGAAACUAUGGUCAGAAUUGAUAUUCUUUGUGAUGGUUUGCAAAAACCGAAGACACAUUUUGUACCUACGGUUCAAAAUUAAUACUCUUGACUACACUAAGUGAAAAUAGACAUUGCUUAAAUUACCGAAAAGCUAAAAAAUUACGUGAACAUCAAGGACACAGUGACCCUGUCAUAAAAUUUGGAAAGGCAUCGUUUGAAGGAAUUCCGAAAUUAUGCAAGGUCAAUCGUGUAAAAUGUAAGCGUAAAAAAAUGUAAGAUUUUUUUAGCGAACUGAUUUUCAAAAUUAAUUUGCAAUGGUACCAUUACUAUCUUGACCGGACUAUUUAUCUUGGUCAUGAUUGUAUGUACAAACAAAUCGAAUGUAAUUUAAAAUUUCGUGUAAUAUUUUAAAUGCGUAAGUCAAUUAUAAAUAAAAACAAAGUAGUUUGGACACGAAAUAAGCAAAUCUACGUUGAAUAUUACGUAAUUGAUAGUAACCUCAUUUUAUAAGUUGGGGUGGCAGCCACAUUAACAGCUUAAAAACAAAUAAUUAUACAUUAAUAAUAUACUUAUUACAUAUAUUAUUUAUUUAUAUAUUAUGGUAGAUAAUAGAAUUUAUAGCGUAAUUGUAUUCAAUAAUACUCGCAAAUAAUAAAAUCAAGUUUUCAAAAACACGAAUUGUCAUGAUAUUAAUGAUUUUUUUAAACCCGCUGUAAACAUUAUAAUGAAAUUUAUAAAAAAAAUAAUUUAUAAAGCAUCAUUAGUUAUAAAACGUGUCAUGUAAAAAGAGUGCAAAAUAAUACCUAAGUUUUAUAUUUAUUACAAUUAAUAUUUACUUUAUAAAUCUUUUUACGUGGCGCGAUCUAUAUCUUUGUUGUUCAUUGUAAUAUUUAAUAUUUAUAGUUUGAAUUCAAAGUGGUAUAUUCUUAUUAGAUCUCAUACUAUUUAAAAAUAAUAAUCAUAUAUAAAACAAAAAUAUUAUUGCAUUUGUAUUUUUUAUAUUUAAAUAAUAUUUUUCAAUUGUAGAAUUGCCUAGUUGUUUUCAAAAUGGUGAACCAAAAAUCAUAAAUGAUUUUUUAAAAUUAUACUGCGGUGUACUGAAUGUUUAUACAUGAAAUAAAAUCGACGGCCUAUCUAUUUAUGUUAUUGAGCAGUAUAUACUAGUAUACCUACGCAAAUGCCAAAUCGCUUAACUGAUUCCUUCCCUGCGUGAUACAGGCGCGAAUAGGCGACAGAGGUGCUCCCCUGUAAAAACCUAAUGCCCACAGAGGGUUUUUACAGGCGAAGGUACAGAGAUGACCUUCGCAGGUACUUCGCAGGUAAAAGACUCAGUUAUAUGGUUUAAAAUCUACACGUAACAAUUUCUUUGGUAUUAUUUUGGUACAAUAGACAAGAUAAAUAAUACUUAUCGGUGCUCUGUAGCGCCAUUCUGUAAGAGGCUACAGAUCUUCAGUUUUAACUGCGCAGUUAAACGGUUUUAUCGAAUCGAAAUUUGAUCAAAAUCAUCAAAGAAUAUUGUACAGUUAAAAAUGCACGGGUAAAAGAUUUUUUUGCAAUUUGACUGUGUGAUCCUUGGAGUCGUUUCUAUCUGUCUCUCUCUGUCUAACAUCUUGCUAUAGACAGAGAGAAAGGCGAAUCCGAAACUCACAUUCGAGUUUUAAAAACAUCAUAACAGAAUAGCGCUGCCGUUCUCUAGAACGAAUACAUCUAACGCUCCUUGUGGAACAAUAGGGUAGUUGACUCAAAUCAAUAAUAAUAUAAACAAUAUUAACUUCGUGUACUACAUGGAAUAAGGGUCCGAAACAUAUCGAUAUUCAUUAAUAACAGUUAAGAAUUUCAAUUUUUCUCAAUAAAUUUUUCCAAACGUCAAAAACGCUGACAUCCAUUUUGUAACAUCACAAUGUGAUGUAAUAAAGGAAUAAACGUGAAACUAAUUAAUAAUUUUGACAAACACUUAACCCUUUACCAUACCACUGUACCAUCAUGGCGGAUAACAUUUUGGAUAGUAUUGUCAAAAAAAUAUUUAAAAUUAAAUUUUUUUAUGUAUAUCAUGUCUCAAUUUUUUUUUCAAUCUAGUAAAAUGCUAAUGAACAUAUGACCCUUUUAAAAAAGUGUCGACUAGCCUAUUGUGACCUACUUACUUACUACGUACGAAUUUAAAUUAUUUAGUAAAUAAUUUGUUUAAUAAAAAUAAAUACUGUUUUGUGCCCAGGAAAGCACCUUGAUUCCUUUAUCUUGUCUAUGCUCUAUAAUAUACUUGUAAACCCUCUGAUAUUAGACGAAGGUAGUUCAAUUUGUGUACAUUAUGUAUAUAAUAGUCAUAGAUUACUAAUAGUUUUUAGAUAUUCAGCGUGUAAUCGUUAAUUUUUAACCAAGGGAUGCGUGCAUGGUUCUUGUAUGUUAUCUUGUUUUUUUUUAUGAAAUUAUUUUUAUAUUAUUUCGUUUGUUUUGUAUAAAUUCAAUCUAGCAUAACAUUGAUAUAACUGCCAUCUUGAUUUCUGUUGUAAUAAAAUAUUUAUGUGGUGAUAAGGUUAUUAGUUUUAUGUGUGAUGUUGACUGAGUCGUACGUUUAUUAUACUUUAACAAACCGUCAUAAUAAAUCUAUGGGCUGAUGAGCUCGAUUUUUUUUACUACAGAAAUGUUAACGCGGUUUUCUUUUUAACAAAGUAGUUUAAUUUAAUUAAAAAGGAAUUAUUGUUUUUUUUUUGGAGGUAAUGGGGCAGGACAGGAGUCGACUCUACAAUGUUCAAUUUCCUCGACCUCUCUGACGCAGUUGGUAAUGCUGUUUUAACAGAUACUUCCUGGGUUGGAUUCCCAGUUUGGGUCCUUAUAGGUUUUUUGUUUGUAUUAUGUAAAUUGUCUCGUCUUGAUGGCUAGUUAAGUACCACCCUACCGUCUAAGACGUACCGCUAAGCGGGUAGAAUUGUAUAUCUUCCAAGUUAGCUCGUUUAGCAUCUUGGACUACAUCGUCACUUAACAACACGUGAACAGUCGAGGGUUAAAUUGUGAUUGAAUAAAAGAAGUUGCGAAGUAGAACAUUGAACAUUGUAGGGUUAACAUUUUUUACUAUUUGGGAACGUGUGGUACGACAUUUAAAGUAAGAUAGAUUGUAACCGUAAAUCGACGGUAGUUUCAUUACCAACGAUUUCAUACUAUUAGAUAUGUUACUUGCUUACAAGAUCCGAAUUCACCUACUCCACUGAGCACACACAUGCAUAAUGUGUGAUUACUUACAUUAUAUAUUUAUGUAGUUAUAUAUAAUUUCUAAACUUCCUGAACACACAACUCGACAUUUUAGAGUGUAUUAUUUGAAUAACUUUCGUUGUUGACUCUGCGACUACAUGAAAUGAAGACAAUUAACCACAUUUGUUCGCCUCAGCUUCGACGCGCUAGUGACAUAUCUAAUAAUAUAAAAUCUUUGUUUUAUACAUACGAUAAAUUGAAAUGCGUGUAGGAGGAUAUAACUAUUGCGUAUAAAAUAUGUAAUAAAAAGUCGCGUUAAUGUUUAACUGUUCUUAACCCUCUUGUUUAAGGUUUUAUAAUUAAAUAAAAAAUAUUAAAUAUUGUUUAGAA
Molecule: messenger RNA, 9503 nt
Organism: Bicyclus anynana (squinting bush brown)
Lineage: Eukaryota; Metazoa; Arthropoda; Insecta; Lepidoptera; Nymphalidae
Gene: alpha-Man-Ia
Product: mannosyl-oligosaccharide alpha-1,2-mannosidase IA
Exons: 10
Coding region: 109-2115 (668 amino acids)
Biological process (GO): carbohydrate metabolic process; N-glycan processing
Cellular component (GO): Golgi membrane; endoplasmic reticulum
Molecular function (GO): calcium ion binding; mannosyl-oligosaccharide 1,2-alpha-mannosidase activity
Source: RefSeq, a predicted model, not a curated record